AAAUGUUCCCUUUCAUUUGUUGCAUUUUAUUUUAGAGGACAUGCAGUGAGGACAUGGAAGAGGCAAAUGCAACACUGCUGACAGAGUUUGUUCUCACAGGAUUUUUAUAUCAACCACAGUGGAAAAUACCCCUGUUCCUGGCAUUCUUAGUAACAUAUCUCAUCACCAUCAUGGGGAAUCUUGGCCUGAUUGCUGUCAUCUGGAAAGACCCUCACCUUCAUAUCCCAAUGUACUUAUUCCUCGGGAAUUUGGCUUUUGUGGAUGCUUUGUUAUCAUCCACAGUGACUCCGAAGAUGCUGAUCAACUUCUUAGCUAAGAGUAAGAUCAUAUCUCUCUCUGAAUGCAAGAUACAAUUUUUUUUCUUUGCAAUUGGUGUAACCACAGAAUGUUUUCUCUUGGCAACAAUGGCAUAUGAUCGCUAUGUAGCCAUAUGCAAACCUUUACUUUAUCCAGUCAUUAUGACCAACAGACUAUGCAUCCGGCUAUUAGUCUUGUCAUUUCUAGGUGGCCUUCUUCAUGCUGUAAUUCAUGAAGGUUUUUUUUACAGAUUAACCUUCUGUAAUUCCAACAUAAUACAUCACUUUUACUGUGACAUUAUCCCAUUGUUAAAAAUUUCCUGUACUGAUUCUUCUAUUAAUUUUCUCAUGGUUUUUAUUUUCUCAGGUUCAAUACAAGUUUUCACCAUUGGGACUGUUCUUAUAUCUUAUACAUUUGUCCUCUAUACAAUCUUGAAAAAGAGGUCUGUGAAAGGUAUAAGAAAAGCCUUCUCCACCUGUGGAGCUCAUCUCUUAUCUGUAUCUUUAUACUAUGGCCCCCUCGCCUUCAUGUAUGUGGGCUCUGCUUCCCCACAGGCUGAUGACCAAGAUACGAUGGAGUCUCUAUUUUACACUGUCAUAGUUCCUUUAUUAAAUCCCAUUAUCUACAGCCUGAGAAAUAAGCAAGUAAUAGAUUCGCUCACAAAAAUGGUCAAAAGAAAUGAUGUUUAGAUCUCUUACUCAUUUCUCUUUUCUAUUUACUAAAAUAGUCACAAAAUUGUGCAAAUUAGAGGUACCUAUGUUUUGCCACC
Messenger RNA from Mandrillus leucophaeus (drill), 1066 nucleotides. RefSeq names its product olfactory receptor 5H14. Gene Ontology annotation, cellular component: membrane. Gene Ontology annotation, molecular function: odorant binding; G protein-coupled receptor activity; olfactory receptor activity. Gene Ontology annotation, biological process: G protein-coupled receptor signaling pathway; sensory perception of smell. The coding region runs from base 54 to 986 and encodes 310 amino acids. NCBI's taxonomy places the organism in Eukaryota, Metazoa, Chordata, Mammalia, Primates, Cercopithecidae. The record is from RefSeq and is a predicted model, not a curated record. The transcript has a single exon.